AUACAGCAAAAGUACCUGCAGCUUGCUCUUAAAGCAAAUUCCUGGCCAGGGCUUGCAAGACCAAUUUUUUUCCUGACGAGUGCCCUUUAUCAAAGGCUGUACUCGUAAGUUAAUAUGGUUUAAAGCUUUCAAAUGGCAAAUCUCUGCAACGCUUUGGAAGCUGUGAGGCGAGAUUUAAGGCGAACCGACAGAGAAAUAAAGAGGCGCUUAAGGCUUCUAGAUAUGCACUGCUGCCCUAAACCCUGUGAAACUCGAUGCCUCUGUGACAUCUCUCUCCACCCAUAUUGUUGUUGCCUUCUCCAUCCGUUUCCACACUGCUUAUGUGACAUCCUGUGCUGUCGGCCCUGUUCGCCCUGCCCACCCUGCCGGCCCAUCUGCAUCACGCCUUUGGAAAAGAAGGCCAUCAGGGCAAAGAUCGAGGCUGAGCAAGAACUGGCCAGGAUUCGAAGAAGGGUUUGUAAGAUGCUGGCACAAUGUAAUCGCCCUAAGCUUUUAGCUUUAAUGGACGUUAAAGGGUUUGACCCUGAGGAUAUCACUGUGAAAGUGCAAGAUGGGAAGGUUAAAGUAUCUGCCGAACAUGAAGAAGAAUUUAAGACUUGCAGAGGGAAGGAGUACAACUACUCAACGGUCACCAAGGAGAUCUGCUUGCCACCAGGAGUGUGUGAGACUGACGUAACUUACACGAUAGGGCCCUGCAGUCUAGUGAGGAUAGAGUCACCAGGCUCACCACCUCCUUGCCUCCUAAGUCUGCUUUGAAGACGAUCAGCGCUGGUAGCUGUUCAGUGUAAGGAUGUAACUUCAGUGGAUCCUCAGGAGGACUGUUGUUUUGUUCUGCUGUAACAUCACCCUUUAAGCAUGUGUAACAGCCACGUUAUCCUUCUUCCCAAAACGAAACUGCUGCACA
Molecule: messenger RNA, 904 nt
Organism: Hemicordylus capensis (graceful crag lizard)
Lineage: Eukaryota; Metazoa; Chordata; Lepidosauria; Squamata; Cordylidae
Gene: ODF1
Product: outer dense fiber of sperm tails 1
Exons: 2
Coding region: 133-756 (207 amino acids)
Cellular component (GO): outer dense fiber
Source: RefSeq, a predicted model, not a curated record